UGUGUGUGGAGGCGAUGUCCACGCGUAUAUAUGCAUUGAGCGCGCAGGCAUCAAGGUUCCACAUCCUGGUACUUUCGGCGUUGUCAAGGCAGCGCCACCGGAAAAAAAAAAAAAAAAAAAAGAAAGAGAGACUGGCUGAGCGGAAAGUAGCUGCAGUGUCCUGGCACGAUAUCUGUCCCCCCCAAAAAAACCCUCCGCGAAGUGUCCCGGAAAGUUAGGGCUAACUACGAAAGGACUUCCCCGUGAUGGUGUGACGUCUGACGGAUUUUGCCAUUGAUCAGCGGAACAAAACACCUGUUGCUACGACGCAUCGGACGGUGCUCUUUCGCACCAUGUAAUUUAGCGGCACGCACUCUCGGGGUAAAUAUUCUGGAUCAAAGAGAGCAAAGAGAUGAACUGAAUUCAAGGGAGGAGGGAAGAGCCAGCUGGUUGUUGUUGGAUGUAACCUGGAGGGCUGGCCGAGCACCUGAUACUAUGCCAGCCAUGAAAGGUAUAGGAGAAGCUGGUGGUUCCACGGCCCACCACUACCAGCCUGCCUCAGACUAUGAUGAUGCCACCCUUGCCCAAAAGAGAGAAUACUGGAGAACCAAGAAACGGGAGCAGAGGGCCCGGUUGUCGGAGAGAAGGAGAAAGCUAAAACGGGAUUGUGAAGGGGAAAAGCUCCAACAUAGAAAUGCCUCUUCAUCAUCGAAUUCCCGUGUAUCCAACUCUAAGGUUGUUUCCCCUCUCCCACUGCGGAAUGAGUCGUUCAAAGCGGGAUCUCCCCCAUUUCUGAGUGGACAAGGAGAAGGGAGAAGCCAAAAAGAGAAGUGGUUCCAGAAGAUGAAACUCAACAAAGUCUUGCCUCAAUUUCCAGCGUCAACUUCCAGGUCAGCCAAAGAGGCUUUGGCCAACAAAGCCACAGUGAAAUGCCUAUCCACAGGGGGCAAUGUGAGCAGGUCCAUUACCUCACCCAAAAACAGUGGAACCCCGAUCACAAAGAGUUCCUCAGUGCCUCCGAUCAGAGUGAAGGUGCAAUCUUCAGGGACUGCACCUAGUCAGCCACAGGGUAGAUUGACCACUAUUAAUGGCGACUCAUCUAAACUGACACCUCAACUGUGUGUGUCUAUGCAGGGUAUAUCAGUGCCUAAAGCACAACGUAAGGCACAAUUGGUAGUACGCAUUCAGGCCAAGCCAGUAACUACUAAUGUUACCCCGGGCAUAGUGCUUGUGUCUUCUCCAUCUGCUUCUGUUCCAUUUAAAGUAGUGGGCCGAGCAGCAAACACAACACCUCAAGUUGAAAAAAAGUGUGCCUUGGUCAACACCCCAGGGGCUAAAGGUAUUGGUACCACACAGCAUACUCCACAGUCUGAGGAAGAAAGAGCUGCCAAACGCAGGGAGCAGUGGAGGAUCAAAAAGCGUGAGCAGAGAGCAAAGUUGGCAGCUAAAUUAGCUAAAACAAGAGAAAAGACAAUAAGCACAGAACAAACACUACAGAGACGAAAAAUGCAAAGAACAGGCCAGUCAGGCAGCGUGGUUCUUGAUCAACUUCCCUCUCCAUUGUCUGUGAAAAGAGCAAGCCAGAGACGGUGUGUUAGUAGGGUCAAGAACCCACUUUCUUCUGCUGGACGGUCGCUAAAGAAUACCCGAGCCAUGGGUGUGUAUGCGUCAACUUCCAUGCCUCAACAAAGUAGCGUAGCCGUCAAAGAGGAGAUUGAUCAUUUAAAUUCAGGCACAGGUAAACUAUUCACAUUUAGCCCCAACCAGAACCAGCAAGCAGUUCAAAUAAAAGUAGAAGAUCCACAAGGGGCCAAGACCACACAGACAGCCAUUGCCACUGAUGUUAGUGUUGAGAAAAAGUCAGAACAAAUCAGAAAACUUCCCAUUCACAUACAUUUUUCAAAUGCUAGUCGGGGGAUUUCCCGAUGUAGGAUGCCAAGACAGAGGUUCAUCGAAGCACAAAAAAAUUUCCUGAGUCAUAGGAGAAAUGCCCCCAGGAUCGACCCGAAUGAGACACCUGAGCAGACAGCAGCCAGGAGGAGAGAAUAUUGGCGCCUCAAGAAGCGUGAGCAGCGAGCCAAAUUGUCAGCUGAGGUAAAAGCAAAGUUAAAGGAGAAGGAUUCUACGAUGAGAAGAGUCAAGCGUUACCAGAAUAUACUCGAAGAGAUGAGAAGAGCCAAAGCAGAGGCCUGCAGUACAGUGACCCAGCCAACAGGAACCACCCUCAUACAUGCCUCUGAGACCAUUGGUGGGUUCAUCAAAGAGGAUGGGACUGUGACCAUAAACAUUCCCCAAGUUCCUUCAGAGCUCUACACUAAAAAGGAGGUUGAUAUACUACCAUCUGUUUGUAACAUAAUAACUCACCCUCAAGAUCAACCUCAAACCAAAGCUGAAAGUGCCAAUAGAAAUUUAGUGCUAGGAGAUACGAUUAGGGUAAACCGGCCCCCCCCUCCACUGCACCUAGCUCAGGUGAAAGUCUCCUUUCCAUUUGCCAAUCAGUCUGUGAAAAAGCCUCCCAGACUCCUGUCAAUCAGACCAAGGACUAAACCUGAGGGCACAACUACAACAAUUACUAAUUCACAUAAAUUAGUUGCUGCAAGUCCUGCACAGAUCACACUCAUUCACCCUCAGAGUCUCCAGGGGGCUAUUUCUGGAGUGUCAAUGGUAACGCCAAGCAUUGGCGGUUGUGUCAUGAAAAUGGCUGUCUCAAGUUCUGCACCUUCAAGAGCGCCACCUUCUCUGGAUCCAGGACGCUCUGAGGAGGAUCGGAUGGCAAAAAAGAGGGAAUAUUGGAGGAUUAAGAAACGAGAGCAGAGGGCAGCUCGUGCUGCGCGGCUAAAGCAGGGUGUGUUGCAAGCUAGGGGCAACGCAGCCUUACAGCGGAGAAAGCUGCAAAAGCUGAUUGUUCCUCAACAAACAACAGUGACAAAUUGUGCAGAAAACAGUAACUUCCCUAUCCAAACAAUCAAUAUUCAGCCUCACUCAUCUUUACUUAACUGCAGUCUGGCUAUUACACCACAAGCAAAUGAGAAAAAAGAUGAAGAAUUGACAACAGCAGAUGACCUAAAUUCUCAACCGGAGCAAGCCAUCUGUCCAGAUAUCAAACUAUCACCCUCUCCUCCACCCCCCUCAGAGCCUGACCCAGCUUUGAGUGCAGACAGCCAAGCCACCACUCUCCUGGCUGUGGCCUCCAUGAAAAAACUCCUGGAGGAAUCACUUAGCACAGUGACUGAAUGUAAAAAUGAACAUAGUGGUGAUAUAACAGAUCAUGCUCCAUGUAAAACCGAGGCAAAGGAAUUCUCUGAGCAGGAGAUGAAGCCAGAUGUAGCUCUGCUCUCCAUCAGAGAUGAAGAGAAGGUGCCAAUACCUGCUGAUAUGACACUAGGGAUCAAAAGCUUGCAGGCAGAUGCUGAUGCCUUGGUGCCUGCUAGCUCACCAAGUCCUCAUCUCAAUAGUUCACAUCAGACUGAUGAAAUACUCACACUUCUGUCUUCAUCCAGUGAAGGCCCCCUGCACUCAACAUCUCAACAUUCAUCUCAAGCACCCUCGGCUGGCCCAACCCCAUCUCUCCCACGCAGAGCCCAGAGGCUGCGUGCUAAAAAGGUAAGCCUUCAGCACUGUUGCCCCCCAGAGUCACCAAAGCUGCAUCAUCUACCCUUGGAUCAACAAAAUCCCCAGCUACUCCCAGGACUGAGUUCUGAGCAAAAAUAUCAGCCACUAGCACAGCAACAAAGCAAAAAGAAUAGCUCAUUGCUAACACAGGUACAGCAGCGGCAAACCACAGCUGCGGCCGAGCAGAGUGGUACGAGCAGCCUGCAGAAGAAGAGGGAGUACUGGAAGCUGAUGAAGAGGCAGCAGAGAGCCAAGUCAAAGGCCAGACAGAAAGAGAGUGUCUGUCAGGGAAAAUACAGCCUGCAGAUGCCCUCAAAAACAAUUCAGGCUCCAAAUCUUGUAAUUAUCAACACUGCCAAGCCAGCUCAGGGCUCAAGUCUGCCAACAAAACCAGCUCCCCAACCCAACCGCCCCAACGCCACGCUUACCGCAGUAACUAGUAUCCCCACUGUCCUGGUUGUCAGCCCUACCACAUCCAAUGCUGGACAGUCGCCUGAUACCCUUCAGGUUAAACCACCCAUCAGCAGCGUCUCCCAGUCACUGGCUGUGGAACAGAGUGAGAUGCAUGUUGGGCCUUCACAGAUGACUCAUGGCUUUGGUACCACAUCUCACCCUGUGGGAGCUGAUGCCACCGCCUCACCCAUUGGUAAUGGAGUGGAUGGCAGGCUGCUGUUGGUCGAGAAACAGCAGGAAGCAAUGCCAGCUUUAAGUUUUGAUCAUCCAAGGGUUCGAAAGUGGACACUUAAGAUGCAAGAGAGCACCGAUUCAGACACGGCUCCAUCUCUCCCUAUUCUCACACCUCCAGAUAAUCCUCUGUCCAGCAUCAACCUGCUACCCAUCGAACCCCUGGGUCAGACUCCCAACUGCAGAGCUACUCUAAGUUCCAUGAAGUUGCCUUGUGCUCAGCCUCGAGGCCCCCAAAAUAUGCAAACUACUCCUAUUAAGCUGGUGCCCAUUAGCACUAUGGUUCCCCCAAAGCCCAUCCCAGGAGAGUCUGAGGAGGACUUUCUGAAGAGGAAAAGAGAGUACUGGAGAGUGAAAAAGAAGGAGCAGAGAGCCAGGAAGGCCAUAAGGGACAAGGACCUGACCCAAAAGAGAGCUUCCAACAACUGGAGGCUCAUCCUGCCUGCCAACGGUCAGCUCCAGGGCCUGGAGACACAGGAUUCUGACCAAUGGAUAAAUGCAUCUGAGGAGUCUGAACAGUUAAUGAGCACUUGCUCAGAGGCUGAGGGAUACUUUCCAUAUUCCAGUUUCACAGAUGAGAAAGCAGACGUCCCGUUCACUGACUACGAUGACAAUGACAAUGAAGAAGGCCCCAUCUCAGAUGCUGAGUGGAGGAACCGCUACCUCAUGGACCACGACCCCUUGAACCAGCUGCUGGUGUGCAUGGUUUGUGGGGACCUGCAAUACUCACACAGCCUGGAGGGGGUGAGGGCCCACAUUGAGGAGGCCCACCCAGAAACCUUAAACCUGGAUGCCAUGGAGCGUAACUGCAUCCUGGAGGCGUGGGACGAGCAGGUGUCCCAGCGGGAGCGCUUUUUUACCAGCCAGCUUCAGCAGCAUAGUGGCGCACCGGCAGAAGCACACUGGACCUAAAUAGCGGACCCUGUGGGAGAGCAAAAGAAGAAUAUGGAGCAAGAGAGAAGAUGUCAAUUUCUGAUUUGCCAUGUUUAUUUAUUACAAUUUGUGACAGUUUACCCAUUUUCAUAGUAGAGUAACUUGAAAGUGAAUACUGUAUAGGGAAUACCCAGCCCCAGGAGCUUUACCUCAUUUCCUCACACACACCACAAUAUUUUACAUCUUUUUGUAGUUUAUUUCAAAGAGGUGACAGUUCUUACCAAUUCUGUCAAAGGUUUUACUGCACAACUGAAAGCUGCAGGUCCGAGACCAAUAUACUCCCUAGAUAGCGGAUCUUUGCAUGAGGGUACUGCAUAUAUGCCUUAGGGUUCUGAUCUUGUUUUGCCAGUGUCUUUUGUAGCCUAUAAUGUACCAAACUGUACUUCAAACACUGAAUCUUAGAUAUUCUUAUUUGACAACUUUUGUAUUCUGCUGACUUUUUACGGUGUCAUUUUUCUUCUUAAACUACAUAUGUGUAUGUGUGUGUGUGUGUGUGUAUGUGCAUGUAUGUGUAUAUGUAUAUAUUCACACAUAUAUGUGUAUAUGUAUAUACGUAUGUAUAUAAACAUGUAUAUAUGUGUACUUAUGUAUAUAUACACAUGUAUAUGUGUGUGUAUAUAUAUACGUGUCUAUAUGUAUACAUGUCUAUAUAUGUGUACAUAUUGACAAUGUACACACGUGUAUACACGUAUAUUUAUAUGUAUACACAUGUCUAUAUGUACAAUGUACAUAUAUACCUAUGUAUACAUAUAUACACACAUAUAUGUGUAUAUAUGUACAUGUGUACAUGUAUAUAUACUUAUAUACACACAAGUACUUCUCAGUUUCAUGUUGGUCCUCAUUGUGAUGUUAAACAUUAAAUCAACGUUCUGCAUCAAAGACAUGCAUGUAAGGGUUAAUGCUGCUGCCUGUGCCGCUGAGCAAGGCAGUGGGAAGAGGAACUGGAGUUGGUCCCCGGGCGCUGCAGCGGCCCGCUGCUCCUGUGCAGUAGGAUGGGCUUGUGUGCAGAGGACACGUUUCGUUUUAACUGUGCUAUGACAAAGUGGCGUCCUCGUCUGUCUGUACGGUGGUGAAAAGCUGUGUUACACCUGGAUGUGAGAUGCCAAAUCUUCAGCUGCGUUAUUUGACCUUUCUUCUUCUUCUUUUUUUUUUUUUUUGAACAAUCCUCAAAUGGAAAUUUAGCUAUUUCUUAUUUAUUGAAACCUUCAUUUUACAGACGGUGAUCACGUGUUUAUUGAUAUCCUCGAUAGUUCCAUGUUUGAAAAAUAACUCGUUUGUGAAUAUUUAAGAUGCGAAAGCUUACUUGCAUGAGUAGUUACGGAUGAGCUGCUGUAUAUAACGGAUGGUGUCCGGGACGCAUUCUCGAUUUGACAAACCACUGGGAUCAGCAGUCUGCUGAACUGUUGCCCUGUUUACCGCGAAGCAUAGGAGAUUAGUCAUCGCGAGAGAAAACUGCAUUGGAUGAACUAACAUCUGCACAGCCACAAAGGAAAUGUAAAUAUCCGAGACAAACCAAGCUAUCUUAUCUCAUGAGAAUGUACUUCUGAUGUGACGACUUGUUUACUUGUUAAAAGGGAAUGUUCAAAUGCCUUUUCGGUACUA
Molecule: messenger RNA, 6810 nt
Organism: Lampris incognitus (smalleye Pacific opah)
Lineage: Eukaryota; Metazoa; Chordata; Actinopteri; Lampriformes; Lampridae
Exons: 7
Coding region: 475-5187 (1570 amino acids)
Biological process (GO): negative regulation of DNA-templated transcription
Source: RefSeq, a predicted model, not a curated record